Molecule: messenger RNA, 1617 nt
Organism: Macrosiphum euphorbiae (potato aphid)
Lineage: Eukaryota; Metazoa; Arthropoda; Insecta; Hemiptera; Aphididae
Source: the annotation of a GenBank genome assembly
AUGAUCGACGACUCGAAAACAGUCUCGCACGACGAGACCUCAGUCGAGACAAAGUGUGAGCCGCCCCAAACGUCCUCCGCACCUCCCGACGAAAAUGCCGAGGCGUGGCAAACCAUGAGCGUCGUGUCCAAGUUCAAGUUCAUUUUCGAUCACUGCACCAUCGAGCCCAUGUUCGGGUGUUACAUCAUGACCAGCGUCCUAACGGGGCUGUGCACGCAGAACUUGAACUUGCAGAAAGCGUGCCGGGUGAACCUGAAGCUGCCCAACAGCACUUGUUCGGCGCUGGAUAACCGGAACUCGGACGACUACGCCAAGGAGGAGGUCAUGGUCCAGGAGCUGGUGACCGACAUGAUCAUAUGGAAAACGAUCGUGCAGAGCAGCAUACCGAUGGUGUUGAUCAUAUUCAUCGGGUCGUGGAGCGACCGGAACCACAAGCGUAAGCCGUGCAUGUUGGUGCCCAUCGUGGGCGAGCUGCUGACCAGCGUGGGGCUGCUCGUCUGUACUUAUUACUUUUACGAGCUGCCCGUGGAAGUGGUCGGCCUGGUCGAGUGCCUGCCUCCGGCCAUGACUGGUGGCUGGAUGACGAUGGUCAUGGCUAUAUUUAGCUAUAUAGGCGACGUAUCUUCGGUAAAAUACCGUACACUAAGGAUUGGAAUAGCGAACGUUUUUUACUCCGUUGCCGUUCCCAUCGGCACCGCAUUGUCGGGUGUAUUGUUCCGAGGACUCGGAUUUUACGGUGUGUACACCAUAGCUAUAGUGAUGUACGCAUUUACGAUUUCAUACGGCUGGAUAUUUAUCAAAGAACCAAAACCAGAGACAUGUUUAGAAAGCAAAGAACCACCUAAGUCCACGUCUUGUUUUUAUUUGAUCGAGGAUUUUUUUAGCCUGAGCAACAUCAAGGAGGCUAUUCGAGUAACGUUCAAGGAAGGACAGCACAACAGAAGGUUAAGGAUCAUUUCCUUGUUAGUGGUCGUCAUUGUCGUAAUGGGUCCUUUGUAUGGGGAAAUGUCAAUGAUGUACAUGUUUACACGAUUAAAAUUCAAUUGGAACGAAAUUGACUUCAGUUUGUUUUCCACAUACGCUAUGGUUACCAAUCUUAUAGGCACGAUGUUUUCAGUUGGUGUGUUCAGUCAUAAGUUGGGAAUCGACGAUGCCUUAAUUGGAGUAAUGUCGUGUAUGAGCAAAAUAUUAGCAGGAUUUGUUUAUGCGUUUGCCCCUACCGCUUUCAUAUUUUACUUAGCACCACUUGUGGAAAUCAUAAACGGUACAUCGUUUAUUGCUAUGAGAUCAAUUAUUUCCAAGCUCGUGCCGUCCGAUGAGUUAGGCAAAGUGAAUUCAAUAUUUGGCGUUUGCGAAGCUUUGGUACCAUUGAUUUAUGGACCGAUGUACAGUUCUGUGUACAAGCACACAUUGAAGACAUUUCCUGGAGCGUUUUUUUUACUCGGUGGUUUGUUAACGGCUCCAGCAGCGAUUAUAUUCCUAUGGAUGUACAACGAACAUCUAAAGGAACGGCGAGUAAAAGAGUCGACGGUCAAAAGCGGGGUAGAAAAUUCGGAAGAAACACUGCAAAAAGAGAAUAGUUUGGACAUCAGGUUAUCCUCACAAAACAUUGAUUAG